GUGUAUCGGGUUUUCCAAGUGUCAGAAUCAGCUUUCCUUGAAUUUAGCUUCCCUUGGUACUAGUUUAUCUUGGGACUAGCUUUUCGUGUAAUUAGCUUUCAACUAAGUCCAGGCUUCUUAGAUUGCUCCAGCCUACCAUUCCGAAUGUGCGUGCCAUCAUUUCCUAUUUUACGCUAUCGCAGCUCUUGAAACUGAGAGAUACGUGCUACGAUAACACGUAGACAACCCUGAAAGGCCGCAGUUGAUGGGGGGUACAUCGCAAACGGUAGCUGCUACGAUCGAAGCCAGCUCCCGUUGAACGACUCUGAUUUCUCCAAGCAUUUCGCGUAGAAACCUGAAGUGCUUUCGUGAAAAGUCCGAGCGAUUUCUAAGUUUCAACUGCGCGCGGCGCGACGCAGCGACGUGACGCGGCGACGUGACGCAGUUCAUGAUGGGACACUAUCGAGAUCGAGUCCCGACGAUCUGCUUCCCUUCCUCCUCAGCCACCUGUUCCAUUAUCGGGGUCAUCCUCCUGUUUGUCUACUUCAUAGCUCUCGGACCUUCGUUAAAGUCACCUAUCUCCUCCUCUUCCUCUGAUUCCAAAGAGCUGCACAGAACAACUGAGAUAGCGGAUGCAGCUGUUCAUGCAGAUGAGGUGAGAGCAAACGGGGAAGGCCUGAACGCGGAAGAGCAAUGGCAGCAGGAUCAGGAGGAUCAGCAGGUGCAGUCUAGCUGGGAGACUCAGGAGCAGCGGCAGAAGCAUCAGCAGGAGCUCCUUCAGAAACAGCGGAAGCAGGAGGAGGAAUCGGAAAAACCGAGGAGCAAGAAAGGCAAGAGCAGCGAGAGAAAGGACAGCAGUAUUUCAAGGGAGGAGGGUAAAGAGAGCAUUUCCCGCAAGAGUAGCAGCCGCAAGGACGGUGUUUUAAACUCUGUAGCGUGCGAGGGUCGCAAGGUGUACGUGUAUGAUUUACCCUCGAAAUUGAACCGCGUGCUGCUGGACGACUGCCUGGACACCAACAUCAAGGGCUUCUGCGCCACCAGCAGGCAUGGUGGCCUGGGAACCAGACUGCCGCCGUGGGACGACGCGUUUGAGGGCAAAGAUCCAGGCAGCAGUAUCAGCAGCAGCAGCAGCAGCAGCAGAGGGACAGGGAAUGAUGGUGCUCGGCGGCUUCUCGCAAGCACGAGCAGGAGCAGCGGUAGCAGUAGCAGUAGCAGAGGCGACAUAGUUGAGAGCGAGGGUUGGAGGAACCAAUGGUACUUCACCGAUAACUCCAUGCUGGAUCUCAUCUUCCACUCGCGCCUCCUGCAGCACCGCUGCCGAAUCUCGGACCCAGGCUCGGCGGAUUUCCUGUUCAUCCCGGCGUACCUGGGCUGGUCGAUCUGGUCGCUCGUGGAACACGGGCUCUUCGCGAAGCGAGACGACCCGGUGAUUGAGCUAGAGAGGUAUUUACUGGAGGAGAAUCCGGACUUUAAGGGGCUGGUGAACCGUGGCGAUCACGUGCUCGUUCUCGGCCGUCCGAUCUGGGACUUCAAGCGGGAUCAGGAUAAGCCUGAGGGUUGGGGAUCGGAUCUGUGGUGGCGGCCGGCGUUCAAGAAUGUCACACUCGUUACAGUAGAGGCUCCUGUGGAGUGGUACGAACGGGAGGUGUUUUCUAUUCCGUACCCUACCUGUUUCCAUCCGGUAGGCUCGGCACAGCUGCAGGGGUGGAUUCGGCACGUUCGGGAGCAGCCUCGGCCGUACCUGUACUCGUUUGUGGGCGGGAAGCGCGCGCACGCGACCCGGGAGGGCUCGUUAAGAGGGGUUUUGCUGGACGAUUGCGAGAAGGAUGCUAAGAGGUGCAUAAUACUGGAGUGUACUGGUGCUGAUGCUGAAGCAGCGACGGCAGCAGCAGUGGAGAUAGGCAGGCAGGCACAGAAAAGAAAGGAAGAGGGGGAGAGGAACAGCAGGGAAGGGAAGGAGGAGGAGGAAGAGAGUGAGCCGGAGCUGUCACUGAGGGGAUGCAUUGAUCCCCGGAGAGUGGCUGGUGUGAUGCUGCAGUCUGAGUUUUGCCUUCAGCCGGUGGGAGACAGCCUCACUAGAAGGUCAUUCUUUGACUCGAUAAUAGCAGGCUGCAUCCCUGUAGUGUUUGUCGCCGGCACGUUUGAUCGACAGUACCCCUGGUACUUUGCUCCCGAACCUGAGGCUCGGAGGAACGUGUCGGUGAUGGUGGAUUCGGACGAUGUGAUUGGUGGGAAGGUUAGGAUUGGGGAGGUGCUGGGGGGGAUAUCUGAGGAGAGGAAGAGGGAGAUGAGGGAAGAGCUUUAUAGGCAUAUUCCGAGGCUGCUACUAAGGGAUCAUACGAGGGAGGCAGAGGUGGGGGAGGGGGUGUUUGGGGAUAUGGUGGAUAGAACCAUUGAUGGGCUGAUCGAGAGGAAGAAGAUGAGGCGAGCUGGGGUUGCUGGGAGCUAUUUCCCUUGAUGGGGUUCCGUGGAGCUACUUCCCUUUCUGGGGUUGCUUGCACGGCAGUGGUGGGGGAGGAGGGGGUGUUUGGGGAUAUGGUGGAUAGAACCAUUGAUGGGCUGAUGGAGAGGAAGAAGAUGAGGCGAGCUGGGGUCGCUGGGUGUACUUCCCUUGACGGGGCCGUUGAGGAGGGGAUGAGGAGACUGUGUGUAUCGCCUCAUGCUUGGGAGAUGGGAGGGGAGGCUUUGUGGCCUCUGGUGGACAGAGGAGGAUGGUUGCUGUGAGGAUGGGCGGCAGACUGACGUUCAGCAGAAGGGGGAAGGUUGGAGGUCGUAAGUUUUCGUCUGUCUGGAGUGAGUGGGUGGUCGGACCUGUUUGUAGCUGGAGUAACAGAUAGGCAGUGCUGUAGUGUGUAGACAGGGAGUGGUCAGGCUAGAGGGAAGAGGGGUUGUGUUGUGAUGCGGCAGAAUGAAGUGCAGGAUGAUGCAACUUCCUCCAUGUUCUGGCUGGUUUCAUUUUACUCUGUGUGUGGUAUGUAGUUGUCUCAUCCUAAGGUAGUACCUGGUAGCACGUAUUUCGAAGUCUAAUCA
Closterium sp. NIES-67 is the source of this 3009-nucleotide messenger RNA. Lineage: Eukaryota; Viridiplantae; Streptophyta; Zygnematophyceae; Desmidiales; Closteriaceae. The record is from the annotation of a GenBank genome assembly.